AUGGAUACUUUGUUUAGACUAGCCAACCUCCAAUCUGAUCAUCAGUCCUCCUUCUCCUUCAACUCCAGCAGAACUUCAAGCAGCUCCAGAUCUUUCAGACAAAACCAUCGCCAACAAGACGAAGAAUGCUACAACUUCGUCAUGGAUGAAGAUGACUUCUCUUCUUCCUCUUCAAAACACUGCUAUCCAUACCCACACAGCCACCAACCUUCCAUCACCCCCACCUCCACCAGUACUAACACAAGCAAUCCAACACACCAUGCCCAUGAAAAAGCCCACUUCUCUCUCUCCCCUGAUAUAAACUUUGAAUUCGCCUCUUCGUUUUCCGGCAAGUGGGCAUCGAAGAUCCUCCUCGAGACAGCUCGAGCAAUUGCUGAUAAGAACAGUGGACGUGCCCAACAGUUGAUGUGGGUGCUUAAUGAGCUCAGUUCACCUUACGGUGACACCGAUCAAAAGCUGGCGUCUUAUUUUCUUCAAGCCUUGUUCAGCCGGAUAACAGACUCCGGCGAACAGUGUUACCGGAAUUUAACAUCGGCUUCGGAACAGACUUGUUCUUUCCAAUCUACUAGAAAGAUGGUGCUGAAAUUUCAAGAGGUGAGCCCUUGGACUACGUUUGGUCAUGUCGCUUGUAAUGGUGCAAUCAUGGAAGCUUUUUAUGGUGAGAGACAAUUACACAUAGUUGAUAUUAGUAACACGUACUGCACACAGUGGCCGAUUUUGCUUGAAGCACUAGCGACUCGAACCGAUCAAACACCGCAUCUACGGCUCACCACAGUGGUGGCCGGCAAAUCUGGUGGUGCCGCCGGAGGGGUGGUUUCUGUGCAAAAGGUGAUGAAAGAGAUUGGAAAUAGAUUGGUGAAGUUUGCUAGACUUAUGGGUGUACCCUUUAAAUUUAACGUAGUACACCAUACUGGGGAUUUAUCGGAAUUGAAUUUAGCUGAAUUGGAUAUCAAAGAUGAUGAAGCACUUGCGAUCAACUGUGUCGGCUCGUUACAUUCUGUUACACCGGUUGGUGACCGCCGGGACCUUCUGAUUGCGAUUUUCCGGCGAUUACAGCCAAUGAUCAUCACCGUGGUUGAAGAAGAGGCUGAUCUUGAUGUGGGUGUUGAUGGGUUUGACUUUGUUAAAGGAUUUCAAGAGUGUUUGAGAUGGUUUAGGGUUUAUUUCGAGUCAUUAGACGAAAGCUUUCCUAAAACUAGCAAUGAGAGAUUGAUGCUAGAGCGGGCCGCUGGAAGGGCAAUUGUCGACCUGUUGGCAUGCCAGCCGUCGGAGUCGAUCGAGAGGCGCGUGACUUCCACGCACUGGUCGAAUCGGCUGCAUGCAAGUGGGUUUAGCCCUCUUUCGUUGAGUGAAGAAGUAUGUGAUGAUGUACGCGCUCUUUUGAGGAGGUACAAGGAGGGUUGGUCGAUGACACAGUGCACGGAUUCUGCCGGAAUAUUCUUAUCGUGGAAGGAUCAGCCGGUGGUGUGGGCUGCUGCAUGGAAGCCUUAA
Ilex paraguariensis (yerba mate) is the source of this 1491-nucleotide messenger RNA. NCBI's taxonomy places the organism in Eukaryota, Viridiplantae, Streptophyta, Magnoliopsida, Aquifoliales, Aquifoliaceae. The record is from the annotation of a GenBank genome assembly.